UAUUCGUUCUGCCCCACCAAUCAUUUUAGAUUCUAUUAAAAUUUUCUUUUAGAUUUUUGUUUUUGUUUUUGUUUUUAGUUUUAGUUCUUCAAAACAUCCUUUCCUUAUCGUCGUUUGAGCUUCCUAGUCUUGGAAAAGAAAAAAAACCUAAAAGAAGAACGAAGCGACAAAAAAGAAGAAGAAGAAACAAAUCUUUGGGAGCUCCUUCCGCCUUUUCUUUUGUGCAUGGUGUGCCUCAACGGUUCUAUAGCUAAGAGUAAUUCAAUUCGUUUUCCUCUCCAGCUACAAGUGAAGAGGAUCUUAUGAGACAUUUGAUUUCUCAUUGAAGAAAACUUGCCGGUCUUGUACUAUCAUAUUAUUAGGCAGGGCGGAUGGAUGAAAACAAUGCAGCAAAGUUAACCGGAAUCCGGCAGAUCGUUAGACUAAAGGAGAUUUUGCAGAAAUGGCAAACCGUAACGAUAGGUUCCAAGUUAGAUGUUCCUCCACUGGAAGAUGGAAAGCAAGCGGCAGCACUAAUUUCACCAGCGAUCAACAAGAGGCUAUUAGCUGUCAAGAAUUGUGACUCGGAUGAGGAGAGCAGUCAAAGCCCUAAGACUCCGGCUGAUGUUCCGAGAGGGUAUUUAGCGGUUUACGUUGGACCGGAGCUAAGGAGGUUUAUCAUACCAACAAGCUAUCUCAGCCACUCUUUGUUCAAGGUGUUGCUCCAGAAAGCAGAGGAAGAGUUUGGGUUUGAUCAGAGCGGUGCGCUCACCAUCCCUUGCGAGGUCGAGACUUUCAAGUACUUACUUAAAUGCAUGGAGAACAAUCUUAGAGAUCAUCACCCUGACGACAGCUCCGCUGGGGAUGCAGUAGAAGCGAAGGAAGAGUAAAUACAAAUCAAGUGAUAAAACUCUUUAAAACUUUUUUUUAAUUACGAUUAUUGUUAUCCUUUGUUAUUGUUUAUCAUAUGUUGAUGGAAAUUGUUAGGGUGAUUACUUUGGGGGUGUAAUUGUAAAAUCAGGUUGUUUUUUUUAUUGUCCUGGUUUUUAUUUUCUUCUCCAUUUUUUUCCAAAGGGGAUUUAAGUUAUGUUAGAUAUGAAGGGAUUUUUGGUGGUCAGGGUGAUGCGAGAUAAAAC
Brassica oleracea var. oleracea is the source of this 1115-nucleotide messenger RNA. Its product is annotated as auxin-responsive protein SAUR71. Gene Ontology annotation, biological process: response to auxin. NCBI's taxonomy places the organism in Eukaryota, Viridiplantae, Streptophyta, Magnoliopsida, Brassicales, Brassicaceae. The transcript is spliced from 3 exons. Bases 372 to 869 code for a protein of 165 amino acids. The record is from RefSeq and is a predicted model, not a curated record.